AUGACUGCCCUUCCCGAGUCCACUGCUCCCGACACUGCCAAUCCCAAGCGAACGAACGACUUUCGACUCAUAUCCUGUCUCCUCCUCCGCACGCGACUCGACCACGAUGCCUGCAGCCACAAGUACCCCGGCAACGGCACACUCGAAGAGCCUGUAAUUGUCGACUUCCUCCAAAACGACCGACAAGAUGCCAUGAGCUUCUCCAAAGGACGAAAAUGGACGAUUGCCCUUGUCCAGGCGCUCUCCUUCUUUGCAGUGACAUUUGGCAGCUCGGUUUACGCCAGCGGGAUACCAGAAAUCAUGCAACGCUUUCAUGUUUCUGAAGAAGUGGCCAUCUUAGGCCUUUCUCUCUACGUCCUUGGCUUCGCUCUUGGUCCCAUCUUGUGGGCUCCGAUGUCAGAGGUAUAUGGACGCAAGCUGACCUUUGUGGUGUCGUACACGAUCUACAUUGCGUUCACCGUGGCCGCGCCAUGUUCCCCCAAUAUCACAACCUUACUGGUCCUGCGCUUUUUUGCCGGUGCAUUUGGUGCGUCCGCGCAGACCAAUCCUGGCGGAAUGAUUGCAGACAUGUUUACCACGGAGGAGCGCGGUCCGGUGAUGGCAGUCUUUGCUGCGUGUCCGUUCUUGGGGCCUGCCUUUGGACCGAUCGUCGGCGGCUUCGUUGCCGAAACAGUAGGCUGGAGAUGGACCCUCGGGGUGAACGCCAUCCUUUCGGGAGUCUUUUGGAUUGGUGCAUUGCUCCUCACCAGCGAAACAUACGCACCCUUCAUCCUGCGCUCUCGAGCAAAGGCUUUGUCACGCGCGACAGGAAGCGUCCAUGUGUCACAGCUCGACGUGGGCAAGCCUCCCAUCACACUCUCCACGGCCCUCUCCAUUGCAUUCACACGCCCCUGGAUCUUCCUGUUCCGCGAGCCCAUCGUCUUGCUAACUGGCGUUUACACCUCCAUCAUCUAUGCGACAUUGUAUCUCCUCUUCGCCGCCAUACCAAUUGUCUUCGAGGUAACUCGACACUGGAGCCAAGGCAUCGGCGGACUUCCUUUUGUCGGAGUGGCCAUAGGUGUUUGCCUUGCAGUCGGCGCUAGUGGCGUGGACAACAAGAUUUACUUGCGCAUGACAAAGGUGGCCGCCGCAGCUGGACGAGCAGUUGAACCGGAGGCCAGGCUACACAACGCCAUGAUAGGAUCAGUCAUUCUUCCCAUCGGUCUGUUUCUAUUCGCCUGGACGACCUUUCCCGAGAUCUCCUGGAUUGCUCCUGUGAUUGGCGCCACGAUCUUCAGUGCAGGCCUGGUGAUGGUGUUUAUAUCGCUGAUCAGCUACUUGGUCGAUUCUUAUACCAUCUACUCGGCCUCUGCGCUCGCAGCCAACACGGUCAUGCGCUCCUUUUUCGCCACCGCAUUCCCGCUGUUCACUACCCAAAUGUACACCGAUCUCGGAGAUCAAUGGGCGAGCUCCAUCCCUGCGUUCUUGGUCGUUGGGUGCUUGCCUUUUCCGUUUCUGUUCUUCAAGUACGGCUCGAGGAUACGCUCCAAGUGCAAGUAUGCGGCUGAGGCAGCCGAGAUUUGGGAGAUGAUACGUCGUCGCCGUGCCGCAGUGAGUGGUGCUGAGUCGAUUGGACCGAACAAGGAAGCAGCGUAG
This is a messenger RNA of Neohortaea acidophila, 1635 nucleotides long. Its product is annotated as major facilitator superfamily domain-containing protein. The transcript has 3 exons. Bases 1 to 1635 code for a protein of 544 amino acids. Gene Ontology annotation, biological process: transmembrane transport. NCBI's taxonomy places the organism in Eukaryota, Fungi, Ascomycota, Dothideomycetes, Mycosphaerellales, Teratosphaeriaceae. Gene Ontology annotation, molecular function: transmembrane transporter activity. The record is from RefSeq and is a predicted model, not a curated record.